Molecule: messenger RNA, 2756 nt
Organism: Rubroshorea leprosula
Lineage: Eukaryota; Viridiplantae; Streptophyta; Magnoliopsida; Malvales; Dipterocarpaceae
Source: the annotation of a GenBank genome assembly
CUCCCUCCCUCCCUCUUCAGAAUUUGGUUAAGAGGAAGUCAUGAAGAGCAUCGAUCAUUUCAGCCAUCCACAUCCUUUGGUGCUUGUGGAUCAAGAGCCGGGUGAUCAGGGAAGUCGAAAAGGUUUUUGUUCUGGAUGCAACCAAGCAGUAGAGGGUUAUUGUUAUGAAUGCAGGAAAGCAGCAGAGGGUUAUUGUUCUGGAUGCGAGGAAGAAUUAGAGGGUUCCAGCUACGGUUGUGGUGAGUGUGGGUUUUUCCUUCAUAAGAAAUGUGCUGAGCUACAAAGGGUGAUCAUUAAUCACCCCCUCCACUCCGAGCACCCUCUUACUCUUCAUUUGGAAGAUUAUGCUCAUAAUAGCUGUAAUGUUUGCAGGAAAGUUAUCAGAUUUUUUUAUCGAUGCAAGUCUUGUGAUUUUGACCUUGACCUUAGAUGUGCUAUGCAUCCUCAAUUUGUUGCUCAAGAGUUUCAAAAGCUUCAACAUUUUAGCCACGAUCAUCCAUUGAUACUUGUUGAAGAUAUUGAAUUUCAAACCAAACAUAAAGUCUGUCCAGGAUGUAGGGAACCCAUGUACAAGUCAAGUCCAUUCUACUGUUGUCCCAAAUGCAUAUUUCACCUACAUAAGAAAUGUGCUGAGCUACAAAGGGAGAUCAUUAAUCACCCCCUCCACUUCGAGCACCCUCUUACUCUUCGUUUGGAAGAUUAUGCUCAUAAAAGUUGCAAUGUUUGCGGGAUAUUUACUGGAUCUUUUUAUGGAUGCGAUUCUUGUGCUUUUGACCUUGACCUUAGAUGUGCUAUGCAUCCUCAAUUUGUUGCUCAAGAGUUUCAAAAGCUUCAACAUUUUAGCCACCAUCAUCCAUUGAUACUUGUUGAAGAUAUUGAAAUUCAAACCAAAUCUCAAUCCAAAAGAAAAGUCUGCUCAGGAUGUAGUGAAUCCAUGUACAAGUCAAGUCCAUUCUACUUUUGUCCCAAUUGCAAAUUUCACCUUCACAAGAAAUGUGCGGAGUUGCCUCCUGAGAUCAAUCACCCUGCCCACCGGAAACACCCUCUAAAGCUUUUGGCCGAACCCCCACCACAUCAAGAGAAAUGUUCUUGUCAUUUGUGCACCAAGUCUUAUGAGGGAUUUGUUUAUUAUUGUUCUGUUUGUGAGUUUGAUUUCAGAGCUGCGGACGCUUUUUUGCAUACAAUUACAGCUGAAAUUCAUGAACAUCCGUUGAACCCUAUUUCAGGCACAAUUUCAUUCGUCUGUAAUGCAUGUGGAACGGAUGGAAGUCAUGUUUGCCUUACAUGUGGUGAAUGCAGCCUUAUUAUUCAUACAGAUUGCACUUCACUUCGCCGCACCAUCAAAACAAUAAGGCAUCCACAUCGACUUUCUCACAUCUAUUUCUUUCAAGAUGAGGAAGCUGGAAAACGUGAAUGCAAUAUCUGUCAUGAUGACAUAAAUCUGGGAUAUGGGAGUUACUGCUGUUCAGAUUGCAAAUAUUUUGCUCAUGUAAAUUGUGCAAUUGAUAAAGAUCUUUUGGAAGAUGAAGAGUCCGAAUCAUCAGAUGACUGGACUGCUAUCUUUCCUGCUUUUCAGGAAAUCAAACCUGGAGAGAUAAAGCAUUUCAGCCAUAAACACAACUUACUAUUGAGUGAUGAUGGGGUUGAGGAUGGCCAAAGUUGUGAAGGUUGCAUGCGUUCCAUCUCUACUUCAUUUUACUAUUGUGCACAAUGUAAUUUCUUUCUCUGUAAGUGCUGUGUUCAUGAGUUUCCCAAGAAGGUGCGUCACUGGACUUGCAGGCAUUUAAGAGAACUCCUUUUCUAUUCCAUUUUUAAUUGUGACUAUUGCGAGUUUUGGAGUACUGGGUUUGGCUACAAUUGUAAUGCAUGCAACAAGAUUAUGUGCAUCCGGUGUCAUGAAAUUCUCGACACUCGUAUUGUAAAUAUAGAAGGACAGGAGCACUCCCUUUUCUUUGACCACAAAUACGAAGAGAAAUGUAAUGGUUGUGAUGAUUAUUGUGGUCAACGCGGUUUUAGAUGCAAGGACAAGAAAUGCAAUUUGACCUUGAAUUAUAGAUGCCUUGUGCUGCCAAAAACAGCUCGGUACAAAUAUGACGAGCAUGCUCUCAAGCUUACUCAUCGUGAUGAUCAUGAUCUAAGUCAAUGUUAUUGUGACAUAUGUGAAGAAAACAGAGAUCCGAAGCAGUGGUUUUAUCAUUGUGCUGAUUGCGAUGUUUCUGCUCAUCCUAAUUGUGUGCUUUGGAAAUCCCCAUUUGUCAAGCUCGGGAAACCAUUCCCGAUUGAUGAUCACGAACACCCUGUCACUUUGGUGAAGAUAGAUUUUUAUCCUCCUAAAUGCAACUACUGUGGUAAGCCUUGUAGAGAUGAUCUAUCCAUUCAAUGCACAGAGCCAGAUUGCACCUACAUAUUCCAUUGGGAGUGCUACUGGAAGGAUGGAUAUGAUUGGAAGUGGUAUCUUCUACAUACAGACUGAAGAGCUGAGACUGGUAUUGUUCUUAUGAUAUUAAUUAUGUCUCUUAUGAAGGUAGACGAAAAUGAGAUAUCUCAUUUGCACUUUAUUUUGUUUUCGACUGAUUUUUUAAGUUUAGCUUGAUCUUCUAGCUGUUUGUUGAUGUGGUCGGACUGUAACUUAUUUGUUUCUACCAAAUAUGUGAUAUGACUAUUGUUUGAAUUUUGAGCGUAUUGCUUUAAAUGGUUGUUUUUUCUUAUCAAUAAUUCGGUUGUCUCUGUACUUCAAAUACAGAAAAAUAUUUCUU